GCUUUCCCCAAACCCCUUGUGAGAAAAAAAGGAAAAGAGCGUUUACAGCCAGAGAGAAGAAAGAAGUCGAGAAACUAAAUGAUGUCGAGGCUCUUAUUCUUCUUUGUCUUCCUCUACACAGUAACAACUCUAACAUCAACAACCUCAGGAGCUUGCCAAACAUCCUGCGGCAGCAUCCAAAUAAACUACCCGUUCGGUAUUGACAAAGGUUGCGGAUCUCCACAGUUCCAAGGAAUGCUCAACUGCUCCUCCACCGAUCUGUAUUUCAUCACUCCUUCCGGAGGCUACAAGGUACGGUCAAUCGACUACGACAAGAACACGAUGGUUGUCUUCGAUCCGUUAAUGUCCACUUGCUCCACCCUCCAGCCUCACCACGAUUUCAAACUCUCGGAUAUCCAGAACGCUAUUAUAAGACCCUCGUACGACACCGUUUUCGCUCUCUUCAACUGCUCCAGUGACUCUCCGGUUCAGAAUCGGUACAAGAGUCUCUGCUUCGAAGCCGCCGGCCACUCCUGCGACGAGCUUUAUAGCUCGUGUACUUCCUUUGGCAUCUUCAACACUACUUCUGGUAACAAUACGGCGUCGCUAGGUAACAGUACGGUGAGUGCGACGCCGUAUUGUUGUUUCACGAGCUACGAUACGGUUCGUGUGAUGAGUAUGAACAUCUUGGACUGUUCACAUUACACGACGGUGAUUGACGAUGGAAAAAUGAGAGGUGUGACGCCUGUGGAUUGGUCGUAUGGAAUCGAGCUUUCGUACUCGGUGCCGGAGAUUGGUUGCGACCGUUGCCGGAAGUCAGGCGGCACGUGUGGUUUCGACGCCGAGACGCAGAUCUUUCUUUGCCAGUGUUCCAACAACACUUCUCCACGAGAUUGUGGUGGUGUGAGUGACAAAGGAGGUUGCAACUCUAGAAGCACUAAUUAUGCUAUGCUUUUGUUGGGGAUGCUCGUAUCUUUUAUUUGCGCAAUCUUAUGAUCUAUUCCAAUGUCUGUUUCUAAGAAAAAUAAAAAUUAUUAAUUAUGGGUUA
This is a messenger RNA of Brassica oleracea var. oleracea, 1027 nucleotides long. RefSeq lists its product as uncharacterized. NCBI's taxonomy places the organism in Eukaryota, Viridiplantae, Streptophyta, Magnoliopsida, Brassicales, Brassicaceae. The transcript has 3 exons. Bases 79 to 975 code for a protein of 298 amino acids. Gene Ontology annotation, molecular function: polysaccharide binding. The record is from RefSeq and is a predicted model, not a curated record.